CCACCCCCACAAAAUACCAAAAAUGUAGUCAUCGCCAACAUCCGGGCACUUCCCAUAACCUAGAUCAACAUGGCGGCAGCAGGCAAGAAGAAGAAGAAGGCAAAGGGACAGACCGUGAGUCUGAAUGACUUUCUUGGCGAUGCGGCUCCGACCAGCUAUGUCAUGGCACCCAAGUCUAACGACUGGGCAGAUGAGACGGAGGGACUGGACUAUGACACCACUCCCACCUGGUCCGACUCAGGCUACUCCUCUGCGAUUGACCGUGCUCAGCUCCCCACGGCCCCGCGCUCCGCCAGGAUGGCAGACUUCGACGCCUCGCGCAUCCCCGACAAGCCGCCCUACACCGCCUUCCUCGGGAACCUCUCGUACGACGUGGAUGAAGAAGCCAUCGAGAGAUUUUUCCGCGAUAUGAAGCUGGUGACGGUAAGGUUACCACGUGACGGUGGUGACAGCGGUCGGCUGAAGGGUUUCGGGUACGCGGAAUUCGAGGACAAGGAUUCACUUCUCAAAGCCAUUAACAUGAACAAUGAGAAACUGCUGAAUCGUCAGAUCAGGAUAGAUGUGGCUGACCAGACACAACAAGGAGGACAAGACAGGGAUUCUCGGUGGGGAGACCGGGAUGGUAAGGAUCGUUCAGACGGCCGGGACAGAGCCAUGUAUGAUGAGUUAACAGCAGGGGACUGGAGAAAAGCCUCGUCUGAAGCAGGGAUCCUGCCCCCAGCUCGAGGGGGGUUUUCAGAUCGGAGGGACCGUGAUCGGGACAUGGACCGGGGAGGCCGCGGCGGUGCGGAGGAUGAAGACAGAACGCCGGGCGACUGGAGGAAAGCCUCCGCUGAGAACGGACCGGCAUUCAGUCGCUUUGGCGACAGAGACACGGGCCAACGGGACAUUCGCUACAGUCAGGAUCAGUAUGGAGAUAGAGGUCCUAGCGACGACAGAGGCGGUUACGAUCGCGGCUACGGCAGAUCCGAUGACCGCGGGGGUUACGGGCGAGACCGCGGGUACGACGACAGAGACCGGGGGUACGGGUCGAGAGACCGGGGCUACAACGACCGAGGCUUCAGCGACCGCGGCAGAUACGAUGAUGGAGGCGGUCGGCGCGGCUUUGGUUCGGGUUACCGUGACGAUGACAGAAGAGGCGGCGGGUAUGACGACUACGGGAGGGGCGGGUACGGGCGCAGGGAUGACCGCGGCGGGUUCGGGCGCGACUUCGGGGACAGGUAUGGAUCACGGAGAGAUGACCGCUUCCCAGACCGUGAUGGCUUCAGGGGCGGCCGCGAUGACAGAGAACCUGAGAGAGGUCCUGCCGAGAGGCCCAAGCUUCAGUUAGCAAAACGUACCAAGCCUGUGGAAAACACCCCUCCCCCGGCACAAGCCAAGUCCCAGAGUAGUAUAUUCGGCGCCGCCAAACCCGUGGACACGGCGGCGAAGGAACGCGAGAUCGAGGAGAAACUAGCGCGACAGAAGGUGGAAGAGGAAGAGAGAGCCCCCCCUCGUGAGCGGACUGAAAGCGGCAGAAGUCGGCGAGACAGUGAGAACUCAGCGACGUCAGGCAGGUCACGACACAACAGCUCAUCUAGCCAAACUAAAGGGCCGCGACCUGUACCAGUGUCCAGUCAUCAAAGACACGACAGCGAGCGAUCUGCUGACGGAAACGAAGUCUUCCAAUCCGACGAGUCCCCGCGCUCACCAAAGAGAGAAGACGCCCCCGCAAAAGCCAUCCCCGCACCCCCUCCGAAGGAUAACCCCUGGUCGAAACGCAGCGAACCCCCUCAGAAUAGUUUUUAA
Branchiostoma belcheri (Belcher's lancelet) is the source of this 1788-nucleotide messenger RNA. RefSeq names its product eukaryotic translation initiation factor 4B-like. The coding region runs from base 70 to 1788 and encodes 572 amino acids. Gene Ontology annotation, molecular function: RNA binding. The record is from RefSeq and is a predicted model, not a curated record. Lineage: Eukaryota; Metazoa; Chordata; Leptocardii; Amphioxiformes; Branchiostomatidae. The transcript is spliced from 13 exons.